AUGAAGCUAUCUGCUCUGGCAAAGGUUUGCCAGUGUGGCAGAAAGGGCACAAUAAAGGUUUACGGAGGUGGGUUGCUGGGGACCAGCCGUGACCUCGGUGAACGGCGGAACGGGCUGGAACAGGCCGAAUGGCCUCCACCUGCUCCGAAGAUUGAGUUGAAGAGCUCAGAUUUCAUAGAACUGAUCAAAUCGACAGAAAGAAUGAGCAACGUGGCGCUGAGGGCACAUUCGGAGGCUUACGACUUAGUCUACUUCCAUCCUGAAACCUACGAGGCGUGCUGUAUGGCUGUGGGCUGUGUGCUGAACAUGGUGGACGGUUUGAUGAAGGGUGACAUCAGGAACGGCCUGGCUGUUGUCAGACCCCCGGGACACCACGCUGACGAGGACACGGCCAACACUUACUGUAUCUUCAACACUCUCGCCAUCGCCGCCACUUACGCCAGGAGGGUGCACGGUGCGGAGCGGUGA
Carcharodon carcharias (great white shark) is the source of this 468-nucleotide messenger RNA. Its product is annotated as polyamine deacetylase HDAC10-like. Gene Ontology annotation, biological process: chromatin organization. Gene Ontology annotation, cellular component: histone deacetylase complex. The transcript is spliced from 4 exons. The record is from RefSeq and is a predicted model, not a curated record. Bases 1 to 468 code for a protein of 155 amino acids. NCBI's taxonomy places the organism in Eukaryota, Metazoa, Chordata, Chondrichthyes, Lamniformes, Lamnidae. Gene Ontology annotation, molecular function: histone deacetylase activity.